This is a messenger RNA of Bufo bufo (common toad), 1355 nucleotides long. It is a transcript of the gene DCAKD, whose product is annotated as dephospho-CoA kinase domain containing. The transcript has 5 exons. Gene Ontology annotation, biological process: coenzyme A biosynthetic process. The record is from RefSeq and is a predicted model, not a curated record. Gene Ontology annotation, molecular function: dephospho-CoA kinase activity; ATP binding. Lineage: Eukaryota; Metazoa; Chordata; Amphibia; Anura; Bufonidae. Bases 415 to 1104 code for a protein of 229 amino acids.
UCCGGGAUCUGAGUUUUCACUGAUCCCAGCUACAGCAGGCAUCUGCCGUGUAUGGAGCCGGCUCAGCUUGUGAGCCCACUGUAUGCACUACCAGCUCGCGGAUGAAGUGACUGUUCAUCAUUUCACAUAAAAGGAGUUAAAUGGUGUCCACAUCGGUAAAUACAAGAGGUCAGCUCAAGGACUAAAAGGGGUACUAUGGGACUCCAAACGAAUAGCCUGUUUUUAGAAUUCGCCAUCAUAUCUGAUCUGUGGGGUCUGACUCUUUGCAUCCCCAGCUGAUUGAACGGGCUAAGACACCGGGAAACACCACGUGCCCUUCACUGUUUACCAGGCACGGCGCUGUAUGUUUUGUAGUGACUAUUCAUCCUAUUUAUGUGAUACCAGGUCAACCGAAAGUAUGGAGCUGCGCCAGCCAUGUUCCUGGUCGGCUUGUCUGGGGGGAUUGCAUCUGGUAAAAGCACUGUUGUAUCAAUCCUCCGGGAACUAGGCUGUGGCGUGAUUGAUGCAGACGUCAUUGCCAGACAAGUGGUGCAGCAGGGCACUCCAGCUCACAGUCAGAUUGUAUUCCAUUUUGGAGAGGAAGUACUGUUAAAGAAUGGGGAACUGGAUCGAGAUAAGAUGGGAGCCAUCAUCUUUUCCAACCCUGAGAAGAGGGCUCUACUCAAUUCCAUCACCCACCCUCCUAUACGCCGAGCCAUGCUGAGACAAACGCUCUGCUACUUCUUCAUGGGGUACAAAUAUGUAAUCCUUGACAUCCCACUGCUGUUUGAAUCCAGGACCAUGACACGCUACAUGAAACACACUGUUCUUGUUUACUGUGACCCCCAGACUCAGGUUGAGAGAUUGAUUCGGAGAAGUGGCCUCUCCCGGGAGGACGUCCAGAAACGUUUGGCUGCCCAGCUCCCAAUUGAUAGCAAAUUACCACUUGCUGAUCAUGUCAUCGAUAACUCAGGUGACCGGGAGAGCACGCGGCGGCAAGUCCUUCAACUCCACCAUCGACUGGAGUCUUCACUAGGAUACCUUCCAACUCGCAUUGCCGCUGUAGCAGUCGCUGCUGGUUUGGCGACACUGAUAUGGAGCCUGUUAAGACGGAUAUGGCAGUGAACACCAGCCAAUCCAGAAUGAUCUAUUGACUGUGAUCAUAGAUUUUAAAUUUUUUAGCUUUCUUUCCUCUUGUAAUUGCCUUUGCGAGGAUUUUACCUAAUUUUAACAAUGUGUUUUCAGAUUAAGAGCUCAUGCACACGACCGUAUGUAUUCUGCGGUCCGCAAACCAACGGAUCCGCAAAAAUUACAGAUGACGUCUGUGUGCAUUCCAUAUUUUGUGGAACGGAACAGCUGGCCCCUGAUAGAACAGU